GAUUCUGUUAUAGUGAAAAUAAUCAGAAACAUUUUCUUUAGAUCCUUUACUUAAAUUAGACCCAUAAAUGUGUGCAAAAAGGGAUUAGUGAUUCCAAAAAUUCCCUUUUAGUCUGUUAAAUAAAAUGGGCACGUUUGGGUUUUUGUCAGCGUGUUUUUCCUGAUUAUUCUCCGAGGUGAGAGGUAAAUGUGCCUCCUCAUGGAGUAGAGACGUCAGCACUGGAGGAGGCGCCAGAGGGCUGGCGUGGAGAGGCUGCUGGGCAGGGGAGAGGAGAGAAUGAACCGAAAGUAGCGUCAAAACAUUUAGUCUGGAGAGGAGGAGAAGGAAGACGCUUUGUUUUUACCACUCCCAGUUACCACUAAAAAAAUAGUUUUAAUCUCUAUGACGCAGAUGAGGAUUUAAAUCUUGAAAUGUUUUAGUUUUUAUCCAAACUCCCGGCGCACCUCUCGCUGUCUGCGCGCGCGGAGAUCCUGGAUGCGCUGGAAGUGUGCGCUUCAGCACCUGAGGAGAGGACAGCUCCCGACUGUCUGCUCCUCAGAAACUCCGCGGCUGGCUGCUGGCUUUUAGAGCUCGCCUGUGCAGCCUGACACUCUCUCUGGCUGCUCCAAGUCUGGGAAAAGGAGGAGAGACCCGCGACCGGCAGUGUUCUCAAUAUGUACCAGGGGCAUUCACAGGGGAAAGACUCUAGGGCUGCAGAUAGGACUGUUGCCAUGGUCCUGAAGGAGAUACCCAGUAAAGCAUCAUCAGAAGGGAAGCCCCUCCUCACAGUGACUACCAAGCUGGUGAGCGAGCAACAAGAGAGCCGGCCACUUCUAAGCCCUUCCAUAGACGACUUCCUCUGCGAGACCAAAUGUGAUGGAGUUUCCCGACCAGUGACCUCCAACACAGCUGUUUUGUCUUCAACACUAGAUCUGCUGGAUCUCAGUGAACCGAGUGAAAGAAAGAACAGCAAGGACAGGAAUAGCCUCUUGUCGUCCCGGUGUGACGGGCAGAAGAACAAUUCACACAAGAAAAAGACGGAUGAGACGGAGCUGAUCCAGGUGGAGGUGGAACAAACGGGAUCGAGCAUGCGAACCACAGAGAGGCGGUCGCUGGAUUCAGUUGGUUCAUUAGAUAAAUGGGAAGAACUGAAUCCCAACCCUGAGAAAAACGGCAACAGAAAAUGGAAGUUGGAAAGACGGCGUUCCUCAAAAAAUUCCUCCAAUGAGUUUCUUUGGUCCAUAGAUUGCAAAACCCAAUUAGACUCAUCCAAUAAGAACACCUUGGAAGCGAAUACCAAAGUCGAGCCGGAGUCCGCCCUUGCAUCUCAACUCAACAGGCAGUAUAUUAGUGGAAGACAUGCCCGCCUGACGAAGGAGCACCGCUGGGGGAGCACCCUGCUUUCCAGACAUCAGUCACUGGAGGAGGAGUUCGAGCGAGCCAAGGCUGCCGUUGAGUCGGAUACGGAGUUCUGGGAUAAGAUGCAGGCGGAGUGGGAAGAGCUGGCACGACGAAACUGGCUGACAGAAAACGAGCAGGCACAGAUCCCUUCCUCCGUAUCUCCACACGAGAAGGGUUACUACUUCCACACGGAUAAUCCCUAUAAAGACCUACCUAAUGCAUUUGAAGAGGGACUGAAGAAGACUCGAGAGGGAGACCUGCCAAACGCUGUGCUUUUGUUGGAAGCCGCCGUCCUGCAGGACCCAAACGACUCAGAGGCUUGGCAAGUGUUGGGAACCACACAAGCUGAAAAUGAGAAUGAGCAAGCAGCCAUCGUCUCCCUCCAGAGGUGUUUGGAGCUCCACCCUAACAAUCUCUUGGCCCUCAUGGCUCUGGCGGUGAGCCUGACCAACACUGGAAUGCGUCACGACGCCUGCGAGGCCUUGCUCCGCUGGCUGAGACACAACCCCAAGUACAAGCACCUUCUGAAGAGCAAAGCGCACCUGAUAGGAUCCCCAAACUCUCAACGAAGGAUGUCUUCUGCUCCCAACAUGGGCAGGCAUGAAAGCUCGCUCCUACCGGAGGUCAAAGAGCUUUUCCUGGAAGCAGUUCAGCAGAACUCUGACAACGUUGACCCGGAUUUGCAGACAGGCCUGGGGGUGCUGUACAAUCUCAGCGGAGAGUUUAACAAAGCAGUGGAGGCCUUCAAUACUGCCCUGUCAGUGCGACCGGAGGACUAUUUGUUGUGGAAUCGCCUGGGAGCCACGCUGGCAAACGGGGACCGGAGCGAGGAAGCGGUGGAGGCUUACACGAGAGCCCUUGAGCUGCAUCCAGGCUUUAUCAGAUCUCGCUACAACCUUGGCAUCAGCUGCAUUAACCUGGGGGCACACAGAGAGGCGGCCAGUAACUUCCUGACCGCCUUAAGUCUGCAGAGGAAAAGCCGAAGUCAUCAGCAGUCCCACCAGGUGAUGUCUGGAAACAUCUGGGCAGCUUUGAGGAUAGCUUUGUCAAUGAUGGACCAGCCUGAACUCUUCCAGGCCGCAAACAUCGGAGACCUGGAUCUUCUAAUGCGGGCUUUUAACUUGGAUAUCUAAAGAGCGGGAGUCAGCGAGGAUCUCAUCUCCCGCUUUAGCCAUCCUCCAAUCUCAGCCCAUUUAGCAAAUGCCCAGGGUGAACACGUCGGAGUGGACGUGUGUCCUAUGCACGUCCGAGUGAACUACAGUCAUCCAAGCUGCCACCUUUUAUCCUUUUUUCUUUUUUUUUGGUACCUUGGAGCAGUUUUUAGGGGCCGGUUCUUCCAACGGUUCGGAGUGGCUGCUUUGUGAUGAAAUUUGCACUGCAAUUUAUGAUUUCCCUGAAGAGCACAAGGACGAGCGAAGACUGUAUGAGCAAUGCCUUAGAGGACACAUCAAUUAAAAACUGACUCAUCCAGUGGAACAGAGCUGAGACAGGAGCGAGAGCCAGUUUUAAGACUCCCAUAGAGGAAGCCUCACCAACUAUUUGCAAGAAAAAGGAGGUUAUGAGAGUGGGGAGGAAAAAAAAAAACUACUGACUCAAGAUUUUUUUUUUUCUUUUAACAAAGCAAACCACAUUUAGUGAGCAAAUUUUAAAGGCCGUAUCCCAUAGACUGGACCUUUAUUUUCCGUUUCUGGCUUAUCCUGCUCUCGCUGAAUGGAGAGUCUAAAUACUGCAUGAACGAGCAUUUUUAAGUAUGAACACUUGUUAAAAAUUACCUUAAUGUAAAAUCUCUCCCUUUGCACUUCAGACAAUUAGAAGACUUCCUCCUCUACCCAAGUGGAAUGUGCAAGCCAGGAUGUAAAGCCUUACUCAUAUGCAUGCAACAAAUAAUAUUUAUUUAUACUAUUUUUAUUGCUAGACAAAAAAAAAAGCCAUUUUCUGACUGGUUUCAAUUUCUUUACAUAACCGCGUUUGUCUGACCUUGAAAGCUUUCUCUUUCAUUUUUUAUGUUUUAUUUGUUUAUUUACUUUAAACUGCGUAAGUUUACUCCCUUUAUCGUGGCUGGACAAAACAUGAUCAUAAUUGGGUGGUUUUCAACUUGAUUUAUUUUUUCAAAACUUGUGGCAUUACUGAAAAAGCCUUUUCCGACUGAUGUACAUGUUUCCUUUAAUUGCUUAGGAAUGCAGUGGCUUAUGAUGGGGGUUGGGGGGGGGGGGUUGCUGAACAUUCAAACACGUUUGUACCGCUGCUGCAUUUCCACAGGCAGCAAACUCGCCCGAGUUUACCUCAGCCACUGUGCACCGAUGAAAUAUUGAUGGAAGUUUGGGCAGAAAGUUGCACAUCGUAGGUUGUUUGCUUUACCUCCUGAAUAGUGCAAUUAAUAUCAAUAUGCAUUUUUUUCUUAAAAGUAUGAUUCCUCCUCUUUCAGAUGAAUUAGUUUGCCUCAAAAGCUUAUCCAUGAAUGUGCUUUUUAGCUAGCUGCCUCCGUUGCACUGCAGAGUCACCACGUGGAGAGAACUCCCCGACGUGCAAUGCAGGAAGUGAUAGAUAAUCUUCUGUACUGUAGAGCCCGGCACACUUCGGUGUUUUAUCUGGCACGGACACAGUCGGGGUGUCGAAAGGGGUUUUUAUUGUCGGCUCCUAUGCAAAAGGUCAUGUUUCAUGUCGCCGGUUUGAAUGGCCGCCGCGUCCGCGUCCCGCUUCCCGGACCAAAUGGAGGUGUUGAUCCUGCGCUCUGAGAGAAUGCUAUCAGGGAGGCGCAGAGACCCGCGCGCGAGGGGCCAUUCAUCUUCCUAACUGCUCAGAUGGGAUGUCAUGCUCCGUGUGGGGAAAAUAAGUGUUUCAUAAGAGAGAACAAACGUCAUCCACCUGAAGUGCAGCUUUCAAAAAUUUGUGGCAUCACAGUUUGUCUUUUUUUCUAAAACAACCAGAAAAUGCUCGGCUUAAAAAAAAAAAAACAAUUACAAACCAUGAAUAUGAUGAUUAAAGGAAGGUUUAAUCGAUGAUAUUCAUAAGUUUCAUUUUGUUUAGCUUCAUGUAAGCCUUGCAGAUACUUUAGGAGCAAAUAUAUGCCAGUUUGUGACCAAAAAACACACUUUUAAAGUUUGUAGUUAAAGUUAAAUGUAGAAAUUCUUUGGUGCCAUAAAAACAUUUGGAAUUUUCCCAUGCCAAAGCUUAACACGUUUUAAAAAUGUUCCUUUUAUGGGGUUUAUUAUCCUUGACUCUCAAGAAUAUGUCUUCAGCUGCAUCACUAUAAAAUAGUUCACAUCAUUUCAAUAUACUUUAUUUUUGUUUUUUUUUAAUGCCUAAACAUCUAAAGCCUCCUUUCCACCGAGUAGUCUGGUCCGGUCCGCAAUUUUGAGCGUUUCCGACCCGAACCUCUUGAGGGCCCCAAUUGGUUGUGGAUCUAUAUAAAAAUAGAACGGUACAGUUAGGGUGGAGCCACUGUUGCCACCCACUGAUUGGCAGAAAGUGAUGACGACAUUAGAGAGCAACAUUAUAGCCAGUGUAGCGCUAAGCUAGCAUUUCUAUUUUCCUCUUUACGAUUGUAUUUUUAAAUUUUCUGUCAAACAAUAUCAAAUUCCUGUAAUACACAAUGUACAAAAAAAAAGGAAGACGAGCUUCUGGAUUACCUCCAUUGUUGUUGCUUUUCUAGUUGUCGCACUAUAAUGACACGCUAGCGGCCUACACCACACAUGCGCUGUGAAAACAAACCGCUCCGUGGAAGCGAGGCUUCACUGGUUGGAAAUGCUCACCACAAUGAACUGGUCUGUCUCGCACUACUCCUCUCGUACCUGACUACUCAGCGGAAACGAGGCUCAAAGCCUUCUUCUACCACAGAAAAGAGGAAAACUGAAUUGCUAGCUUAGCGCUAUACUGGCGUUUUUAAUGUCGUCAUCAUUUUCUGCCAAUCAGCGGCUGGCAACAGCAGCUCCGCCCCAACCGUUUAUUUUUUUAUGCACCUAUACGGAUGGCAGCCCUCAAUAGAUACGGGCCGGGACUGUUUAAACCCUUAAAAUAGCGGAUCGAACCAUUCCGGUACCUAAUAGAGAUUCACACUCUGUUACCAGAGGUGUGAAAAACAAUAGUUAUUUAAAUAUAAAGAUUAUUUGUUUCUAUUUUAAAAAAUAUUCUUUCGAUUGCCGGUAUAAUUUGAUUUUUUUUUUUUUUUUUUUUUUUUAUUCUGUCAUGUAUUUUUUUUUAUUUUCCGUACCUUCUCAGGUAAAUUGGCCCGGCAUGACGCAUGCUCCAGAUGUCGCAUGUUAGAUUCCUAACAUUAUGGAUGUCUCCUGACCAUGAGUGGUUCUUUUAUUUGCUUGCAUGUGAGUUCUCUUAUUGCUUUGACUCACAUAUUAAGAUUAUGUAUACAAAGAUGUUCUCCUGCAAUAUUUCUAUACUGCAUUGCAAUCUUUACAUAACGUGAUAUAUACUGUAUAUAGUUAGUACUUAUACAAAACUAAAUUUAUACUGAAAAGUUCAAAUGAAUACGGAGCAGGUUUACUUAAACUCAAUGAGAUAUACAAUUUGGGGACUUUGCACAAAUUGGUAAUUUUGUUUUUUGGAAUUGUAGCUUCUAAAUCACUGUAGUAACCCCAACCUAUAAAGCUUGACAGCAACUAUUACACCUUCUAUCAGACCUGAAAAUCCUUUUAAUUACCAAAAAAUAUGAUUUUUUUUUUUUUGCAAUUUGCUGCCAACUAUCCAUAUUUAUGGCUGGAUUGCUUGCAAACAUCACUCCUGAAUUCCUAAUGAAAAAUAUGCAAUGUCUAUUUUUAUAUACUAUAAAAACACUGAGAAGAAUCUUUUUCCGUAAUACAGCACUGCAAAUCAAGAGUUUGAAUUUAUGAUGAAUAUUUUAAAAAACUUUUCAAUAAAAUGUGUCUAAUAUGUAUGAAAAGUUUAGCCAAUUUGUCCAAAAAAAUAACUAAAAAUAAAAAAGCACAAAAGUAACAUUCCCAAUUAUUUGAAUAAAAAAUGUUUAUUAUUUUUCACGUCAUAUGCACUUUAACUCUGGAUAAACAAAGCAUCUUUUCUGAAAAAUGUGAGUAUUUUUCCACUGUUUAACUAUAAAAAAAUGAAAAUCCAUAAAACAGCCUUAUAGGUUGGGGUUUAAAAAAAAUCUCCUUUCAUGUUUUAAGCAUGGAUAAACAUAUUUGCUCAUACCUUUAAUGUAUAAGAACUUUUUUCUUUCUUUGUUUAUUCACCCUGAACCCCACAUGUAUGAAAUAAAUUAUAUUUUCAUGGAUAUAACUAGAAAAUAUAUCAUUUCUGUGCAGUCGUUUAUCUGAUGAAAGCUAUAUUGCAUAUUAUUCUCCCUGUAUAACCACAAAGAAAUGCAUUAGCACCUUUAAUAUGAAGAUUAUGAAAGUAUCCUUUUAAAAUAAACUGUUGAUAUAAAGUCUUGGAUUCUGUGUCUUUAUUUAAAACAAAAAACAGUAAAAACUUUGAAUUUACGUUUUUUUUUUUGUUUUGUUUAUUGAAUUAUCCGAACAGGAUUGAGUAAACAGUGCCAGGGGAUGUACUGCACGUCCCCGAUUCGCAUUCACUUUCUGAAACCAUAUUUGGACUACCUUUAUUUAUACAACUUCAAAGAAUCCCUUCAGGAAAACUAAAGAAAUGGCACAAAAUUGUUAUGCAAAAAAAAAAAAAAAAA
Messenger RNA from Oryzias melastigma (Indian medaka), 7030 nucleotides. It is a transcript of the gene pex5la, whose product is annotated as peroxisomal biogenesis factor 5-like a. The transcript is spliced from 15 exons. NCBI's taxonomy places the organism in Eukaryota, Metazoa, Chordata, Actinopteri, Beloniformes, Adrianichthyidae. Bases 654 to 2513 code for a protein of 619 amino acids. Gene Ontology annotation, biological process: protein import into peroxisome matrix, docking. Gene Ontology annotation, molecular function: protein binding. Gene Ontology annotation, cellular component: peroxisomal membrane; cytosol. The record is from RefSeq and is a predicted model, not a curated record.